CCCACCGGCACCGGUGUAAAACAGGGUAUUUUGGGCAAAGCGCUGCUCCCUGAUCCUGACACGGCCGCGUGCAAGGGAUUCCUGGUCAGACUGGUACAGCCUGCUGCUGCCUUGGUGUACUCUGAACCAACACCUUCAUCAGCCCAGUGAAGACCCGGGAUAGGCAUCAGCCAUGCGGAUCCUGUACCUGCUCUUCCCCCUCUUCCUCCUGUUGCUCCAAGGUGCUGCAGGAUCCACCUUGGCUCCAAGAAAUGAGAAAGAAUGUCUUCGACAAAAAGGCUUCUGUGCAAUUCUGAAAUGCAAUUUUCCCUAUAUCAUCGCUGGGAAAUGUUCAAGGUUUUCCUUUUGCUGCAAAAAGUAAGCUUUGGAAUCAAAAGUGUUACUGUGAUGGGAGAAAGAGUUGCUAUUGUGUUUAAGUGCCCAUGACCAGCUCAGUGCUACACACGCCCCAAGGCAGAGACCCGGGGAGGAAAGGAAAGGUGCUUGGACCUACUCUGAGUAUGGCAGAAGGAGCCCAAGG
Molecule: messenger RNA, 520 nt
Organism: Cuculus canorus (common cuckoo)
Lineage: Eukaryota; Metazoa; Chordata; Aves; Cuculiformes; Cuculidae
Product: ostricacin-2-like
Exons: 3
Coding region: 173-361 (62 amino acids)
Biological process (GO): defense response to bacterium; cell chemotaxis
Cellular component (GO): extracellular region
Molecular function (GO): chemoattractant activity; CCR6 chemokine receptor binding
Source: RefSeq, a predicted model, not a curated record